UCUACUUUCCCUGCUGUUUCUUCAUACUCUGCAUCUUUUCUUUCUUUUGUCACUCAUUCAAACUCAGCACUUAAGAGAGAUUCAGUGUUGUUUUUCUUACUCUCUUAGCUAGCUAGCUCCUUCUGUUGCAGAGAGUGAAUAUAUAUAUAAAAAAAAAAAAAAAAAAACCAUUUUAGUGUUGUGUUCUGUGAAAAGGGUGUUCUGUUUCUCAUUGCAGAGAGUGAAAAAUUGGAAGCCAUUGAAACCCCACAAUUCACAAAAUGAAGUACGUGUUGGUGACUGGUGGAGUUGUUAGUGGCCUUGGCAAAGGUGUUACAGCUAGUAGUAUUGGUUUGCUUCUCAAAGCUUGUGGACUUCGAGUUACUGCUAUCAAAAUUGAUCCUUAUUUGAACACAGAUGCUGGAACAAUGUCCCCUUUUGAGCAUGGAGAAGUGUUUGUGUUGGAUGAUGGUGGUGAGGUGGACCUGGAUCUUGGAAACUAUGAGCGCUUUAUGGAUAUCAAGUUAACCCGAGAUAAUAACAUAACUACUGGGAAAAUUUACCAGUCUGUCAUUGAUAAGGAGAGAAGAGGAGACUAUUUGGGAAAAACUGUUCAGGUUGUCCCUCAUAUCACUGAUGCUAUUCAAGAGUGGAUAGAAAGGGUGGCCCACAUACCAGUUGAUGGAAAAACAGGUCCAGCUGAUGUAUGUGUCAUAGAAUUGGGUGGAACCAUAGGAGAUAUUGAGUCCAUGCCAUUUAUUCAGGCAUUAGGACAAUUCUCAUACAGAGUAGGUGCUAGCAACUUUUGCCUUGUUCAUGUUAGCCUUGUUCCUGUUUUAAAUGUUGUUGGUGAACAGAAAACAAAACCAACCCAGCAUAGUGUUCGAGGGCUACGAGGCCAAGGGCUAACUCCACAUAUCUUAGCAUGCCGGAGCACAAUGGUACUGGAUGAGAAUGCAAAAGCAAAACUCUCUCAAUUUUGCCUACUUCCGGCAGAAAACAUUCUUACUCUUUAUGAUGUUCCCAACAUCUGGCACAUUCCUUUGCUUUUAAGAGAGCAGAAGGCUCAUGAAGCAUUAUUUAAAGUGCUGAACCUUGAUGGUGUAGCUCAAGAGCCUAAUUUGGAGGAAUGGACUUGUAGAGCUGAAGCUAGUGAUUUACUUCAUGAACCAGUUCGUAUUGCCGUAGUGGGGAAAUAUACAUGCCUUUCAGAUUCCUACCUCUCUGUUAUAAAGGCCUUAGUGCAUGCUUCUGUUGAUUGCCAAAAGAAACUUUUUGUGGACUGGAUUCCAGCAAGCAAUCUUGAAGACGCAACUGCGAAAGAGAAUCCUGAUGCUUAUAAGGCUGCAUGGAAGUUGUUGAAGGGUGCUGAUGGUGUUCUUGUUCCUGGAGGAUUUGGGGAUAGAGGAGUGCAAGGAAAAAUAAUUGCAGCUAAAUAUGCACGUGAAAACAGAAUUCCAUUCCUUGGCAUUUGUCUUGGAAUGCAAAUUGCUGUCAUAGAGUUUGCACGUUCUGUUCUUGGUGUACAAGAUGCUAAUAGCACUGAAUUUGAUCCAAAUACCAAAAGUCCUUAUGUCAUAUUUAUGCCUGAGGGAUCAAAGACACAUAUGGGGGGCACCAUGCGUCUUGGAUCUAGGAGGACAUAUUUCCAGGUCAAGGAAUGCAAAUCUGCAAAAUUAUAUGGCGGCAAAAGCUAUAUUGAUGAGAGACAUCGGCACAGAUAUGAGGUGAAUCCUGAAUUGGUAGCUCGUCUUGAAAAUGCUGGUCUUUCUUUUACUGGGAAGGAUGAAACUGGUCAAAGAAUGGAGAUUCUUGAGCUACCCAAUCAUCCUUAUUUUAUUGGUGUUCAAUUCCAUCCUGAAUUUAAAUCAAGACCAUGGAAACCUUCUCCGUUGUUCUUAGGGUUUAUUGGAGCAGCAUGUGGACAACUGGAUGCUGUCUUACAACUCUCUUCAAAUUGUGAUAAUAAUAGCAUCUCAAAAGGAGUAGGCAGUGAUAUCUCAGCAGUCAAAACAUACCAAAAUGGAACAGCAACAAAGCCAGCUUAUAGGCCAGAAUAUGUAUAUGGCAGUUGCAAUGGGUUGCAUCUCUAAAUGUUACUGGUCUUCAUUUUGGGAUUUUUAGGUUAAUUGGUAUAUCUUGAGAGCUUUCAGUUGUCUAAGAGAACUUGUCUGUACAGUGAACUGAACCUUGGUAGGUAUAGAGUUUUCAGAGGAUACAAAGAAGAGCUUGAUCCCGGUCUUUUUAAUGGGGCAGCUCAUUUAAUUUUAUAAUGGUUUUUGAGUGGAAAACUCUCAAGCUUUCUUUGUCUUAUGUUUCACUGCAAUGGUAAACUCUUGGUUUUGAAAAGAUCUGAUGCUGUCUAUACAGAAAUUCUCCUGGAUUUCUACAAUUUUAUUUUUAUUUAAUGUAACGUGAAUUUUCUUUUCACAAU
Messenger RNA from Gastrolobium bilobum, 2413 nucleotides. RefSeq lists its product as uncharacterized. Gene Ontology annotation, molecular function: identical protein binding; CTP synthase activity. Bases 261 to 2072 code for a protein of 603 amino acids. The transcript is spliced from 21 exons. The record is from RefSeq and is a predicted model, not a curated record. Lineage: Eukaryota; Viridiplantae; Streptophyta; Magnoliopsida; Fabales; Fabaceae. Gene Ontology annotation, biological process: CTP biosynthetic process; pyrimidine nucleobase biosynthetic process.